ACUUUACAACACAGAAACAUUACUUUCAUAUUUUUGUUGAAUUUCAAUAUUAUGGAGCAAGCCGCAGAAUACAACUUUAGCAAAAUGCUGUAUCUUAAAAACAAAGCAACAAAGCUAGAUGUGGCAAAUUACACCGUGAUCAUACCUAGCAUCUGUGUGGGCAAUGCAGCGCAAUUAGCCUGCGACCUGUUGAUUGCAUCGAAGAAGUUGAAACGCAUUGGUAACCUAUCUCAUUCAGCUUUGAUCCCUGUCUAUGGGCCGUCAGCAUACCAGCACGAACCAAAUGAAUUUGUCUCAUCGUGUGAGUUGUAUGAAUCAGUCGAGGAUAAGCUGCUGGUUAUACAAUUCCGUACACCACUCAUUGCACGACACACAAAAACUUUCCAAAUUAAUUUAGUGGAACUGCUUCAAGCUGCACGUCGUGUUAUCAUAUUGAGCGGCAGCUUUGGCUUCGAGCGACGUUUUAUUGAUGAUUCACCAUGGGCUUACCGUGCCAGUGAUAACUUUAAGGCAGCACAUGCCGCACAGCUGGAUGGUAAGACGUCGCUGGUGAAGUGGAAGGAGCACACUGGCGAACAUAUAUUUGGCGGAGGUAAUGCCUUGCAGUUAUUCCAAGCAUUUAAGGAGAAACAGGUGCCGGUCAUGCUGCUCUUCCGCUAUUUACUCGAGGGCGAUAAUUCUACGGAUGCGUCACUGAUUGUGCGCGAGUUGAAUGAGCUUUGCGAAGAUUUUUUGCAGUUACAUGAUGGCGGCGACGGAAGCUUCAAGUUAACCGUACCCAAGUCCUGGAAUUUGUUGUUCGGGAACGAAGUAACCGAACUAUUAUUUUAAUUAUGAAAUAUCAUU
This is a messenger RNA of Drosophila hydei, 846 nucleotides long. Its product is annotated as proteasome assembly chaperone 2. The record is from RefSeq and is a predicted model, not a curated record. Gene Ontology annotation, biological process: proteasome assembly. The coding region runs from base 52 to 831 and encodes 259 amino acids. The transcript has a single exon. Gene Ontology annotation, cellular component: nucleus; cytosol. Lineage: Eukaryota; Metazoa; Arthropoda; Insecta; Diptera; Drosophilidae.